Grammomys surdaster is the source of this 2574-nucleotide messenger RNA. RefSeq names its product solute carrier family 43 member 3 (gene Slc43a3). Lineage: Eukaryota; Metazoa; Chordata; Mammalia; Rodentia; Muridae. Gene Ontology annotation, biological process: transmembrane transport. Gene Ontology annotation, molecular function: transmembrane transporter activity. The coding region runs from base 362 to 1825 and encodes 487 amino acids. The record is from RefSeq and is a predicted model, not a curated record. The transcript has 13 exons.
CAGAGAUAGCUACAAACUGGAAAUCCCACUUCUCUGCAGUUAGCCUGCUGAAUUUGUUCCAGGUGGACUUCUCUUUGAGGAGAGCUCCUCUAACUAAGGUGCUUCGAACCCGUUUUAGUGAGGCAGCUAGGGAAUCUGAGCCCGUCACAUUUGAAGUCACUGGGAUGUAGGACGACAGCACCCUCCGACUCUGCAGAUCCAGACAAACCAUUCCAUGGCAUUUCUUGCUCAACCCUGAGACAGUUGGAACAAGAGGGCUCAUUGAAGUCGACGGCUUGCCAGAGGAAUUUUCCACACAUCACUCCCAGUGGUUGACUCUGAAGUUCAGGAUAGGAUUUGUGGACCCACUUCAUCUCAGACCAUGGGCCUGCCCCUUUACUUGGCCACCUUCUUGACUGGUCUCCUGGAAUGCAUCGGUUUUGCUGGUGUCCUCUUUGGCUGGACUUCACUAUUGUUUGUGUUCAAAGAAGAAAACUACUUUUUAAAGCCCUGUGAACAGGACUGCUUGCUUCAGAGCAAUAUAACAGGGCCCUUUGACUUGAAAGCGCAGGACGAGAAGUUCUUACUCAUCUUCACCCUGGCAUCCUUCAUGAACAACUUCAUGACCUUCCCCACUGGCUACAUCUUUGACCGCUUCAAGACUACUGUGGCCCGCCUGAUAGCCAUAUUGUUCUACACCUGCGCCACACUCAUCAUUGCCUUCACCUCUGCAGACACUGCCAUGCUGCUCUUCCUAGCCAUGCCCAUGCUUGCAGUGGGAGGAAUCCUGUUCCUUAUCACCAACCUACAGAUUGGAAAUCUCUUUGGCAAACACCGUUCAACCAUUAUCACCCUCUACAAUGGGGCAUUUGACUCCUCCUCGGCAGUGUUUCUCAUCAUUAAGAUUCUUUAUGACCAGAGAAUCAGCCUCAGGUCUUCUUUCAUCUUCCUGUCUGUCUGCAGUGUCUGGCAUGUUGUACGUACUUUGCUUUUGAUGCCCCAGGGACAUAUCCCCUACCCACUGCCUCCCAACUACAGCUAUGGCUUGUGCUCCAGGUUUGGCACUAGAAAGGAAGAGAAUAAGGCAGCCGAGCAUGAAACCAAGGAGCUGCAGUCAAAGGAAUGUCUGUCACCAAAGGAGGAGAACUCCGGACCAGAGCAGCAGCAGCAGGAGCAGGAACAACACUCUUUCCAACGCUGCGUACUCUCUCGCCGAUUCAUCUUGCAUGUGAUGUGGUUGUCUGUCAUACAGUUGUGGCAUUACCUCUUCAUUGGUACUGUCAACUCUCUACUCACCAAGUUGGCUGGUGGGGACAAAGAGACAGUCAGUGCCUACACAAAUGCCUUUGCCAUCACCCAGUUUUUUGGUGUGCUGUGUGCCCCCUGGAAUGGCUUACUCAUUGACCGCCUUAAGCAGAAGUAUCAGAAGGAAGCCAAAAGGACAGGUUUCUCAUCUGAGGCUGUGGCUCUCUGCUCCAUGGUACCUUCGCUGGCCCUGACGUCUCUGCUGUCCCUGGGCUUUACCCUGUGUGCCUCCAUUCCUGUCAUACAGCUACAGUAUGCCACCUUCAUCCUGCAAGUGGUCAGCCGCUCCUUCCUGUAUGGGUGCAAUGCUGCCUUCCUCACACUGGCUUUUCCCUCAGAGCAUUUUGGAAAGCUCUUUGGGCUAGUGAUGGCCUUGUCAGCUAUUGUGUCUCUGCUGCAGUUCCCCCUGUUCAAAGUCUCCCCCAAGAGCAACGCUGUAUAUAUAUCGAUGGGGCUGGCCAUUUUUCUGACAUUGGCCCAUCCCUUCCUGGUGUACUCUGAGUGCCGUGCUAAGAAGACAAAAUCGUCUGUGGAUGCCUAGCCCAGAAGCCCUCACUCUCUAGCCUUGAUGAUACCUUUCCUGCUCAUUACUUGACUUUGAUGAUCCAGUGUCCACAAAGACUUUGCCUACCCAGGAGAACUGUAGUAGGCAGCCAUAGUUUUUUUUUUUUUAAACAACAACAACAACAACAUACAAACAAAAAACCCCACAAAAAAACAAAAACAGAAACAAAAAACAGGACAUUUAAAUGUCAUCCAGGACUUUUGAUUACCAAGAAAAGAAUUUCUGUGGCCAAGUAGCUAGCCGUCACACCAACCCAAAGCAAAGUUUUAUAUGAAUUCUUAGUUUGGGAGCAGGAAGUUACUCCCUGCACAGGGCCACAGCAGAGCUCACUGCAAGGGACAGGGAGAUAUGGCACAGUUCAUGCUACCCCAAAGGACGUCGGAUCUAACUUUCUGGCUAGCCAGAAAGCUUUCGACAGCUUUUCGUACCCUGCCUGUGAGCCAUGUCUCCUCUUCAGGAAAAGGGAUAUUUACUGACUUAGGACGUAUAUAAUUAGCUUGGGUCUUGAGAGAUGACUUCAGCACUGGCUGCUCUUCCAGAGGACCUGGGUUUGAUUUCUAGCACCCACAUAGUGACCCACAAACUGUAACCGCAGUCACUCCAUGGACACUGCAUGCUUGUGCACAGACAUAUAAGCAGACAAAACAUCCAUACACAUUAGAUAAAUAAAUAACUUCUCUAGGGAAUAAUUUUAUACAACAAUAAAGUCUCUAUGUUUAAGGCAA